UCGGUUGCACCGGACAUUGCCCAUCAACUUUUGCUACCAGAAGAGCAUUGUGCAAAGCUAGUUAGCUAGCUACAUAACAUAUCCAUUUUAAAGCUAGUUUGUCGUCGUGUGAGGUGCGUUUCCGUCUUUUGUAAUUCAGCUCGGGAUUCGCAGUUGUCAACAAACCAACAAAUUCCAGAAGUGACGAGGGGACUCCAUUUUCGUACGCGGCAGCACGGACUUAGCCUGCAAGACGGCGGAAAGCUAGGUGGUUGUGUUGCUAGGCUAACUUUCCGUACCAGAGCAAGCGGGCAUCUUGCGAUAAAUUGUCUACCUGACGACAAUUUCGUUGACUACAAAAGACUCCCAGCAUGCUGAUGGUGGGAGGCAAUGGACGGAUGCACUAGAAUGAGUGUGAAGGAGCUGUGUGAGACCGAUGACCUGGCCACCGGCUUGGUGCUGGACCCUCUGCUGGGCUUCAGCACCCACAAAAUGAACAUCAGUCCCCCACCAGAGAUCCGGCGUUGGGGUAACCUCAAAGAGACCCUGUUGCGCUUUCAGCGUAUGCAUGACUUCAAUGCUACGUUUGAGGCACUGACAGUGGGUGAACCGGCUGGUGACUACUUUAGUGCUUUGGGAAGCCAUCGACAGGAGCUGCUGAGACAACAUGUGUAUCGCUACCUCAGUGCCUUCCUGUUGGAUAGCGGUGUCAAGAUCGAGUCCUGUGACAGAUACUCCUCAGAGACCAACGGAGCAAAGAUUACCUCCACGAGACAAUGGUUUGCAGGAGAGCGGGUGGAGGUCCUGCUGGGCUGCAUAGCAGAGCUGAGCCCCGCUGACGGCGCUGUGCUAAGGGCAGGAGUCAAUGACUUCAGUGUGAUGUAUUCUACACGCAAACGCUGCACUCAGCUUUGGCUCGGGCCUGCAGCUUUCAUUAACCACGACUGCAAACCAAACUGCAAGUUCGUCCCCGGGGAGAAGAAUAUUGCGUGUGUUGAAGCGAUUCGACCAAUCUCACCUGGGGAGGAGAUCACAUGUUACUAUGGUGCCAGCUUUUUUGGGGAAGGCAAUGAAAUGUGUGAAUGCUGCACCUGUGAGAGGAACGGAGAGGGUCACUUCAAACACAAGGGGAAGCAGCCUGAAUGUGAAGAAACAAAGGACCCUGUGGGGCAGAAGUACCGCCUGAGAGAGAGAUAUCUUCGUCACCACAGAGAGAAGAGGCCGAUAAUACAAGGAAUACACUCAGGUAUCUUUAAAGCCAUCCCCUCAAGGAAUUCCUUCACCCAGCAGAUGAGGAGAAAUGCCUUAAAGAACAGAAAAUUUUGUCAAACAAAGAAGUGGAGACGAGAGCAGCAUAGGCGAUCAGGAAAGAACCCAUUGAAAUCCUCCACAGUCCAACUGUAUCAGACACUUUUGUCCCAAUUCACUCUGAGGGACCUCCGAAUCAGAGUACGGCGCCACUCGGUUGGUUUCUUACUCAAGUGUAAGGAUCCAAAAGGCAAAGAAAGGGCUUUGCUUCAACAACUGGAAGAAGAGAAUCCAAAAGACAACGGGCUGAGUGAACUGAAUUCGACUGGUGAAGAAAAUAACGGCAGUGAGGUAAACUUGAAGCCUUUCUCCCUAAAUUCAUCCAUGUCUGUCCACCAGAAAAGUGGACCUGCAGCCAGCAGCGCAGGCCUCAAUGGGAAAUCUGUUAAAGUGGUGGAUAGGCGGGUAGUUCCCAUGAGGCACUCUUCAAGAACAAGAAGCAUGGUUGAAACCACGCUCACGCAUCAAACAGGGUCCAGUAACACAGCCAACACUACAGCUGUUUGUCACUGCAGUGCAAUAAAACAAGACAAGAUGGAAAAAGCAAUCGCAGAGAGUCAAAGCAACAAGUCCAGCAGCAUUGAAUCCUGCAUCAUUGACGAGGCUCGAAACCCAGCACCUGUGCCAACGGAGCCCAGGAUCACCAGAGCUUCAUCCAUGUUGGAAGUCACCGAUGGAACGAAGAAAGCCAGAGACAAUCCACUGGUGUCACUGAAGCAAUACCUUACAGUCAGCCUAACGAGGUUAUCAGUGUCGAGUGUAGCAGCAGAAAAGAUCUCUGAAGACCAGGAAGGAAGAGUGCAGUUAAGAGGAAGGGCCAGGCAGAGCCGGUGUACCGGACCAGCACCUCUGAUAGUGAAGUCAGAAAAAAGAGUGUCCAGAUCUCAGCAGAGGCAGGAAGGAAGUUCAGAUGUCUGCAAAGCUGAAGGUAACAGAGGGGUGAGGGAAAUGUUUUUCAAGGCCAUCGAUAAAGUACAUGUAGGGCAGCUACAAGCAAGUGACUCUGUAGGUGAUUUAUCCCACAGAGAGAAAGGGCGGGACGAUAAGGUUAUCGAAAUACAAACAGUGUCGGAAGAAAAAGGUGAAAUGCAGAAGGAGCAGCAGGACAUUGUAAAAAGCGAAGUUGAAGAGCAGAAAGAAAGGAAAAAUGCUGCAUCUGCAAUUGUGGAAUGUAAAAGUAACACAGCCAUGGAGGAAGUUAAAGAGUCGGAAUGUAAAAUAGCGCCCAGUGAAAAAACUAGAGGACAAAAUAACCCACAGUGUGUUCAAAAUAACAUUGAGGAGGGAGUUGUUAAAUUAGAACAAAUGGCUAGGAAUGUGAGUAAACGGCCAGUAAGUAGGCAUGAAGAAGAUUUUGUCAUAAAGCAGGCUAAAGUUUUGCUGUCUGAUAUUUUAAGAAAAGAUAAAUCCUUAAUAGAUAAAGGAUUACAAGCAGAUAUUGUAGGAAGAGUGUUUUCUACCUCAGCCUCUAAAAAAGUGGAAAGUGCUGAGGAGGAAGAGGAACCGACUGAACUAAAUGGAGGAAGGUACCAUUGCUCAGUGCAGAGGAGGAUUAUGAGCCGGCGAAAGAUGAGGCCUCGAGCAGCGAAAACAAAAGCUAAGCAAGGCACCAAGCGACACUUGAGCAAAGAAGUGCCAGCUACAGUGAAGACUGAGUCGAGUGAGUACAGUUUGCAGAUUCAGUCACCACAGAGGCAUGACGAGCCACCGGCCAGCCGCCUAACCCCACUACCUCAUAGGUCCCUCAUUUCAACGAAAGCUAUGACUAAUGAUACCAAUCCACAGGCACACAUACAGUCCAACAUACCUCUGAAGAAACGUACAUUUCGAAGUUCUGUGGAAAUAGACUCUGAACAAGGUUUGACUUCUGCUUCGGACCAAGCUUCCAAAGAAGCCGCUGACCUAAAUUCAUCCGCAGAGCUGAGUCAGGGACCUACCACAUGUUCAGGGGAGAGUUUCAAAGGGAAAAUACAUAUUAAACGCAGGAAAAGGACAACAGAGGUCCAGAGGUUAAACCCCCAGAAGAUCACAAAACAAAACUCCUUAAAGCGAGUGCUACGGUCCCGAGCUAAUGUAGUUCAGCGAAGCCAUUUAUUGAGGAAAGUUCAAAAGUGUAAAAUAGAGAGGCAAGAUGAGGAUGACAUCGAUAGAGAUCAGGCACCAGAGAGUGAUAAGCUUGCAGAGGACAAACAAGCUGCGGGUCCUGCUCAAAUCCAAAAGCAGCAUGAAAAACAUCCAGCUCUGAAUAGAUCUCAGAAGAAAGAUGAGGCGGAAACGUUCAGCCAGCGAAGUAGUUUGGGGGAGACAAAGCCAGGCAUCGAUUUCAAGAUUCGGUUCAAGAGGAGGAGAGGGAGAGUAUGGGAGAUGCAAGGAGCAGGAUUGGAAAAUAUGGCAUUAAAAACAGAAAAGGGAGACGAGCUGGUGACGUGCGACCCUUUUAAAGCUAUUAUGGAUUCCGUAUCCAUUCUAAACAUGGAGAUGGAGGCCGCCCAGGCACACGUGCAUGCUAGUAAGAAGUCAAAGAGCAGAUUGCAUCAUUUGAAAAAGAGAGGCCAGAGGCUGAGUGAAAGGAAAACCACAAAUGCAUCCUUUGAUGUUAAAUUAGAAAAAGACCUUAAAAAUGCGUGUGGACCCAGUGAAACAGCCAAUGACCAAGUAGAAAUGAAAGAGAAGCUCGAUAAGGAACUUCUAGAUGGAGUCAAGCUGCUGCCAGGAAAAAUUGAGAGUUGUAAAACUGACAGUGAUAUGUCAGUUGUAGGGAAAGAAACUAAAAUUGAAGAUCGUUUUGUAAAGAAUUGCUGCUUGUUCGAAACUGGGUCACAGCAGAAAAUAGAGCCUGAAUUGGAUUCAAAUGGUCUUCCGUUACCAGUAAUUAAACUACGCAGAAAGACAGAGGAUAUUUGGGAGGUGGACAGCAAAGAGGGGCUUAUACAAACUGGACUUAAAGUAGAGCCCAAUGUUAAGAAAGAGGUGAAGGGUCACAAUUUAGGGAAAGAAAAGAAAGGAUGUCUUGACAUUAGCAAGCUCAAAGAAGAGUUCCCGUCGCAGAGACUGAACAGCAACACGGCCCUUCUGAAAACAGAAACGCCCCCAUUUUCCUUGUCUCUCUCACCACUGUCUCUGUCUUCCCCCCUCAAUGACAAUAAAACCGAAGUGAUAUCCUCGGUCGCAGAUGCAAUCGCUGAAAGGCCAGAGAUGUACAGUGUGGGAAGGAAACAGAGGCACAAAAUGGAGCGACCACGGAAGUGUGGCCCUUUUGAAACACCCACCACCUGUCUGAGUCACACUCUCCAACAGAUUGACAACAGUCUCUCCAGGCUCUCCGAGGGCUUGUGUUCAUCUCAGACUUUGGAAAAGCCAGCAGCAUGUUCCAGUGUUUCUAAUUCUGUCAUUCAGCCCCCGUCCCAGUCUCCUCCAUUCACAACUGCAGAUAACAUGCUUUCCGGCGAGCCCAACUUCACGAACUGCUGUGAUGAUAUUCUGGACUUCCAGUGUCUCAACUUUGAGGGGUAUUAUCAGCCACAGAACAUCCUUCCGUCUUCCCCAUCAGAUCUGUGUUCACUUGAUGCACCAACGGAUCCUUUCAGCAGUCCCCUCUCUCACAGCCCGUCUGAUACAUGGACAACUGAGACGCCGUACCUUGGCCCUCCCAGUCCAGGAAAUAACUUUACCAGUGAGGAUCUGCAGUUCUUUCCAGGUCUAAUUUCUUCCAAAAGUGACUCUGUUCCUGUGGAAUGUGAAGCGAAGUAUACCUCCAAAGACAGAAUCCAAUCCAACCCUUUCAGUUUUUCAGCUCUUGGCAACUCUGACUUCACUGCUAAGGAUCGAAUUCUAAGUAAAAAUCCAGGAAUGAGGCUUUCCAGAGAAGACCUCAGAACUCAGUCCUAUCCUGUAGUCGGCAAGCCUCGGGUGUUCGGUGCAACACCGUCCUCUGUUACAUCUCACACUCCUGUUACUUUCACCCAUCCCUCCAUCAACGCCAGGGCGAGCACCAGUCAAUCAAAAGUCCAGUCGAACCUUAGAACCCAGGGCCCCUUCCAUCGUACCAUUCCUAGUAAACCCCAGUGUUUUUCAAGUACUCAGCCAAACACUGUCAGAGGAAUGACCCAGAGUUGCACGACUAAAUCCGCCCCGCCACCCCAAAUGUCAAACAAAUUCCUCCCUCCUCAACUCUUCACUGUGAAAAAUCCCAAUCCUCCUGACAAUCCAUUCAAAUUCCAUGAGAAAACCUCUACAGUUAUUCACAGGGUGCUUAAGUAUCAGGGGGGGACCCCAACUCAGAACUUGUACAGUGCACCUUGUAAAGAUGCCAUGGCUGCCGGCAGCCCGAUCAUCGCAUCCAAAACACUCAGUGCAAAAUCAGGUGCUAUUGAGAGAAACCCGCAGAGUCAGAAACUAGGUGCCAGUACAGACUGUCGCCACAAAGACAAUGUUUCUGUUCAAGGGUUUGGAAAAGAUGUCAGCCAUCUUGGUUCCUCCAGCAACCUCAGCAGGUCCAACCCUCAUUUCAACAAACCCAUCCCCUCUUUCCCUCAGUCUUUUAUUAAAAGUAGGAUGUCAUCUGACUGUGGUGAAUCCAACAUGACAUACAAAAACCUUUCAGCGCUGCCAAGACCUUUCUUCUUCCCUAGCAAAGUGUCUGAUGGUUAUUCAUCACCACACGACAGGAAAUCCACUCCGUCGACUUCAGACAAGCACCAGCCAUGUUACACUCAGCAAGACCCUUUCGAUUUUAGCUUCGGCUCGUCUCUUUCGCCCAUGCCUCAGCACAACAACCCCCAAGUGGCCCACAGUACACCUACUGGUACGCCAGCACCAGCAAACAAGACUCAGUCCUCAGCCUCCUCAGCAUCUUUCCCUUAUGGCUGUCAAGGUCCUCCUUACGUACUGAACUUCAGCGGAGACCAUUCAUUGACCCUGGGUCUAAGGGAUGGGGUUGAGGGUUACCCGGGAUUAGGCUCGACAAACUACACCUAUCAUUGUCUGAUGGAACCUUCAGGCACCCAGGGGCGACUGGUCCUCGAGCCCUGUGGACCCCAGUCGUCUAACCCGGCGUCUUUUUCCUUGGGUGGAUUUUCAGGGCUCAGAGGUCAAGACGAACAGUGCAGGAAGGACAUGCAGCAGCAGUGCCAGCCCGGGGAACACCAAGGCACAUCACACUAUGGACCCGUUCCAUCGACUCACUCCAUGGGUGCCACAAAACCCAAGAGAGUGAGGUUGGUGGUGACGGAUGGCACAGUAGACUUAGAUCUCCAGUACUCGGAUUGAUUCACGCCGCCUGGUGUCACUGCAUCCCAGAAAACAUUUGGAUGGAGGGAUUAUACACUAUCAGCUACAAUAUGUUUCGUAAACACUGUAAUUCAUAGUCUACCAGUUAUUAAAGCCCGCUGACUGAUUUCUAAAUCAUUAUUUUGAUGGACUGUUAAUGUAUGAAUGGCUUGUACAGAGUUUUAUGUAAAGCGGGCGUAUUAGCGUGGUUUAUCUACUGUAAGAUUUUUUUUUGACAGAAAUUAAAUAUCCACUACAAUUUGCUGAGAAUACCAAAUUAUGCAUACAAAGUGCAUAAAGAAAACAAAGCAUUAAAUAUAUCUGUGACUAGGUGUUUGAACUCACUGGCCCUGUAAGCCCUCUUACUGUACUGUAACAUAGCUGUAUGACUUUUUCUAUACCACGUAUGGCAGCAGAGACGGGAGCACCAUCAUCCAAUGUUGGUACUUGGUUUGGUUGGAUUUGAAAAGGCAGCUUUGUGCCUCGUUCUUUAAUAUGUUCUUGUGACUUUUUGAAGCACCUGUUGAAAACAGUUCACCCCCGUUUUUUAUACUCGCAGUAAGAUCUUUUCUCACUCUGUGCGAGUGUGUGCGUGUGUGUGCGUGUGCGCGUGUGUGUGUGUGUGUGUGCAGGAAAGUCUUGAGGGAUCAAAGUAAAGUGUGUUGUUGUACUGUGACUGUUGCUCUGCCAGAUUUUUAGUGAGAUCAUUAGUCAUUAGUGCAUCAAUGAAAUGAAAGGCUCGUGCAUGAACGGUGUACAGUGAAAUGAUUUCCGGUCCUGAAACGAUAUAUAUUCUAGGACAGCUCUACUGGGUGAAGAUGUGAACUGCAGCUUUUAACAGCUGCUCCUUUUGAGUACUGAUGUGGAUGAGUGAGUGGGAGAAACUACAGCAUGUUUUUUUUCAGGCCAGUUGUGCUCAAUGAAUUGAGGUAUUGUACAAUGUCUUUUUAAUGGGAGUUCCCCCAGUUGGAAACAUUUAGAUAUUACUCAAGAAAUUUGACAAUCUUCUUACAGAGUAACCCACUUUUGUCCUUUUUAUUUGGUAUUUUUUUCAAAGGAGUUAAUUGUUAUUAUACAUAAAGAACAGAAGUAUAAGUUAUGCAUCACCUGCAAUAGUUCGUGUUGUUUUGUUGUCGCUGAUGGAGCUACACAUUCAUAGAUGUUUAUAUUGUAAGCAGAGUUAUUCGCUGUAGAUUGUGGAAGUCACGACGGACUGUAUGUUGAACCCUUGUGACAUCGGUUGGCAGGAGUGUUCCGUGUGACUGCACAGCCUUUCAUUACCAUCAUGUUCUGACUUGAUAAGGAAAGGCCAAUUAUUUAUUUUAAUAUCCUCAUCCUUGAAAUGGUGCUUUAAUGUAAUUUAUAUUUCACAUUGAUUGUUCAAACUAUUAAAUGUUUUUUAUUCUUAUUUAAUGGGACAAAAUACUGAACUGAAUAUUUACAUUGAGUAUUUAAUUUCACAGCCUUUGACAUCUUAUCCAAUGUUUCAGUUGUUACAGGUUUAACUUUCUCUGUCUUUUUCUAAUUGGCAGUUAGUUUGCUGAAAGUCUGCUGUAGAAAUGUACAAAUGUAGCCUAUAUCAUUAAAGACACUUAAUUCUU
Molecule: messenger RNA, 8156 nt
Organism: Anarrhichthys ocellatus (wolf-eel)
Lineage: Eukaryota; Metazoa; Chordata; Actinopteri; Perciformes; Anarhichadidae
Gene: kmt5c
Product: lysine methyltransferase 5C
Exons: 9
Coding region: 370-6555 (2061 amino acids)
Cellular component (GO): nucleus
Molecular function (GO): protein binding; histone H4K20 methyltransferase activity
Source: RefSeq, a predicted model, not a curated record